This is a messenger RNA of Aaosphaeria arxii CBS 175.79, 1668 nucleotides long. RefSeq names its product acetyl-CoA synthetase-like protein. The record is from RefSeq and is a predicted model, not a curated record. Gene Ontology annotation, biological process: secondary metabolic process. The coding region runs from base 1 to 1668 and encodes 555 amino acids. Gene Ontology annotation, molecular function: CoA-ligase activity. The transcript is spliced from 4 exons. Lineage: Eukaryota; Fungi; Ascomycota; Dothideomycetes; Pleosporales.
AUGCCUUUCUCUUCCCCAUUUCCAACCAUUGAUAUCCCAAAGUGCAAUUUACUCGAGUAUCUGUUUCCGAAGGGUCAUGAACCCACGGAUACACCAAUAUGGAUUGAUGCGAAAGACACAAACCAUAAUCUCACCCCAAGGGCCUUAUUACAAUGGUCGAAGCGCUUAGCAUUGGGCCUCGACAGGCUAGGUAGCAGACCUGGUGAGGUGGUGAUGAUUUAUACUCCAAAUCACAUCUUCGUACCCGUCGCAUAUCUUGGAAUUGUGGGAUCGAAGAGAGUCUUCAGUGGAGCGAAUCCCGCAUACACAUUAUCUGAAAUGGUCCACCAAGUCUCAAACACACAAGCGCAAUACAUCCUCGCACACCCUUCCCUCGCAAAAACCGCCGUGCAAGCAGCGCGAAAAGCUGGUCUCCCUGAUGGCCGCGUCUUCCUCUUCUCAGACGUUCCCAACACCUCAAUUGAAGGAUGUCGAGAUUGGCGAGAAUUCCUCCCUACCCCUUCAGAAGCCGAUGCAUACAACUUCCCCCAUCUCUCCGCAAAGGAAGCCACCGAAACAACCGCAACAGUCAACUAUUCCUCCGGCACCACCGGACUGCCAAAAGGCGUCGAGGUCAGCCAUCACAACCUCGUAGCCAAUCUGGAGCAAACAAUCUACAUGCGAUACCUGCACAAACCAUGGAACGCGAACUCGCGACCCCGGGAGGUCUGGAUAGGCUUCCUGCCUCUCUACCACGCCUAUGGCCAACUCUACACAAUCGCAAUGGCACAGAAACUCCAAGUCCCAGUGUAUAUCAUGAAGCAGUUCCAGUACGAAGAGUUCCUGCGCGUGAUCCAGAACCAGAAAGUCACACAUCUGCAAGUGGCGCCACCGAUCAUGGUUAUGCUGAGCAAGAGACCGGAGACCGCGAACUAUGAUCUCAGUAGUGUUACGGACAUCCUUUGUGGUGCAGCGCCUUUGUCGAAAGAACUGCAGAAUGAGAUAUCGAAGAAGCUGGGCUGCGAGAUUUUGCAGGGUUGGGGGAUGACGGAAGUUACCUGUGGAGCCAUACAUGUUCCAGGCGGCACUAUCGAUGACUCGGGAAGCGUAGGACAGCUUGAUCCUAACUGCGAAUGCAUGUUGCUUGACGACGACGGCAAGGAGGUUGCGGCCGGCCAACCAGGAGAGCUCUACAUUCGUGGACCACAGAUCUGCCUAGGCUACUGGCGCAAUCCACACGCGACCAAAGAGUCACUGAGUCCGGAUGGCUGGCUGAAGACAGGCGACGUCGCCGUUGUCAAAGAUGGGUGGUUCUGGAUUGUGGAUCGCAAGAAGGAACUCAUCAAAGUCAACGCUCUCCAAGUCGCCCCCGCGGAGCUCGAAGCGGUUUUACUCGAAUUUGAUCCCAUUGCCGACGCUGCAGCAGUGGGGAUAACGCUCGACGGGCAGGAAUGGCCACGAGCGUAUGUGCAUCUCAAAGACGAGUUUAAAGGAAAGACCACUGAAGAGGAUAUCCACGCACAUAUGAAGGAUAAGGUGGCGAAGCAUAAACAAUUAGUCGGAGGCAUUUCAUUCGUUGAUGAGAUUCCGAAACUGCAAAGCGGGAAGAUCAUGAGAAAGGUGGUUAAGGAGUGGUCUAAGAGGGAUGCAGCAGCUAUGCAAGGUCAAAAGCCCAAGGCGAAGUUGUAA